GUCGCGGGCGGGGCGGGGCUCUUUCGCAAUCCGUCAGCGCCGGAAGCGGCGCCGCGCGGCCGUGACGUCACCGCUUCCUUCUUUCCGGGGGAGGCCGCACCGAGGGCGCCAUGGGACGCGUCAUCCGCGGGCAGAGGAAAGGCGCGGGCUCCGUGUUCCGCGCACACGUGAAGCACAGGAAGGGCCCGGCCAAGCUCCGCGCCGUGGACUUCGCCGAGCGGCACGGAUACAUCAAGGGCAUCGUCAAGGACAUUAUCCAUGACCCAGGCCGGGGCGCUCCCCUGGCCAAGAUCGCGUUCCGUGACCCGUACCGGUUCAAGAAGCGCACGGAGCUGUUCAUCGCCGCCGAGGGCAUCCACACCGGCCAGUUCGUGUACUGUGGCAAGAAAGCUCAGCUGAACAUCGGUAAUGUCCUGCCUGUGGGCACCAUGCCAGAGGGCACCAUCGUGUGCUGCCUGGAGGAGAAGCCCGGUGACCGUGGGAAGCUGGCACGUGCCUCUGGGAACUACGCCACAGUCAUCUCUCACAACCCUGAAACGAAGAAAACCAGAGUGAAGCUGCCCUCUGGCUCCAAGAAAGUGAUUUCUUCUGCAAACAGAGCUGUUGUUGGAAUCGUUGCCGGCGGAGGCCGUAUUGACAAGCCCAUCCUGAAGGCUGGCAGGGCCUACCACAAGUACAAGGCCAAGAGGAACUGCUGGCCACGUGUCCGUGGUGUGGCCAUGAACCCUGUAGAACAUCCCUUCGGAGGGGGUAACCACCAGCACAUCGGGAAGCCCUCGACCAUCCGGAGAGACGCUCCCGCCGGGCGCAAGGUCGGUCUCAUCGCUGCCCGUCGCACAGGCAGGCUGAGGGGAACAAAGACUGUGCAGGAGAAGGAGAACUAAACAACCUCUGUGGAGGUUACACAAUAAAUUCGUCCCAACAGA
Messenger RNA from Pseudopipra pipra, 926 nucleotides. RefSeq names its product ribosomal protein L8 (gene RPL8). Gene Ontology annotation, cellular component: cytosolic large ribosomal subunit; ribosome. Bases 111 to 884 code for a protein of 257 amino acids. Lineage: Eukaryota; Metazoa; Chordata; Aves; Passeriformes; Pipridae. Gene Ontology annotation, biological process: cytoplasmic translation. Gene Ontology annotation, molecular function: structural constituent of ribosome; RNA binding. The transcript is spliced from 6 exons. The record is from RefSeq and is a predicted model, not a curated record.